This is a messenger RNA of Puccinia triticina, 759 nucleotides long. RefSeq lists its product as uncharacterized. The record is from RefSeq and is a predicted model, not a curated record. The transcript has a single exon. Bases 1 to 759 code for a protein of 252 amino acids. NCBI's taxonomy places the organism in Eukaryota, Fungi, Basidiomycota, Pucciniomycetes, Pucciniales, Pucciniaceae.
AUGCACCGUAUCCAUAGAGUUUGUACACAAGCCCAUGAGCUCUUUCGACAAAUUCAGCUCGCACCCCAGGAAGUGAGGCCUAAUAAGUUUGACGGAUGCUCUUACAGAGAAAAUUUCAUCAAGGGCGUACGCCUUGCCUCUCGCUCGAUUGAUGCAACUAUUCAAGUGAUAGCAUCCUCUGAGCUCAAUCUUGCCCAGCACCAAUGGGCUGUCGAAUUACCUCGCAUGCAUAAGACAAUCUGGGGCAUCAUCAAUACCACCAAUCGACUGCAAACCAAACGGGUAAAAGGCCCACGAAGUCUGCAACUCCGCCAAGCUGCCGAACUCGCCAAACACUCGGUACCGAUGCUCAAGUUAAUCAGGAUGUUCUUUAACAAGAUUUCGACACACGGGAUCAAUCGGGGUCGAUUUCCAACUUACACUAAAAUGAGUUCGGAACAGAUCGACUCUCUCUCCCAUUCGCUCACCGCCAUCUGUGAAGACCUCGGUGUUUUAAAACGACUGUUUCAAAAAAUUGAAGAAACUGGACUCGGCGCUGCGACUGGUCGUGAGGUCAUAGAGAUCGCUAACAAGAUGACAUCUGGUCUGGAAACAACCCUACCCCUUGUACUCUUACACUGUGUUCCGUUGAUCAAAGACACCGAGCAUUUCGAAUCGCGUGAUUAUUACAAAACUUGGUUUGCUACUUGGAACACUGCCUUUGAUUCAGCGACUAACUCUCUCGCCAAAAUCUUGGCUAGACUUCCUUAUAAUAAUUAA